AUGCUGAGAGGUUUGAAGCUAUUCUCUAAAACUUCAGGUUUAUGUCCUAAUGCAUCUAAGUCUGCGGUUUACUGUCAUGGCAUGCUUGAAUCUGAUGUGAAUCGGGUACUUGAAACAUCUAGCUAUACUCGCAGUUAUCUUCCAUUCCGUUAUCUUGGCAUACCAAUUUUCUCUAAGAAGAUUUCUGCAGCUGAAUGUACCAGUAUCCUUGAGAAAAUGACUGGAAAAAUUCGGCUAUGGAGUACCAGGAACCUUUCUUAUAUGGGGAGAGCUACGUUGAUUAAUUCAGUUCUAAUCUCCAUCCAUUCUUACUGGGCACAGCUUAUGAUUUUACCCAAAAAAUUACUUAGAGAUGUUGAAGCACUCUGUCGAUCUUUCCUUUGGAAAGGGUCCUCGGAUACUCAUAGUCAUGGCCUAAUUGCAUGGGAUCACCUCUGUUUAUCAAAAACAGCAGGGGGCUUAGGCUUUAGACGAAUUCUUGAUUGGAAUGAGGCUGCCAUAGGGAAAUAUGUUUGGGAUAUUGCCAAGAAAAAAGAUAAUCUAUUUGUCAAAUGGAUUAAUAGUGUUUACAUAGCAAACAGGAGUUGGUGGGAUUAUUCUUGCCCUCUGGAUUGCAGCUGGUAUUGGAAACGUAUAGUUGCUGUGAAAGAACGUUUCAAGCAUAAAGUUUCACUUGGCUCCUUCUUAUCUCAGCAAUAUAGUAUCAAAAGAGGAUUAGAGCUGAUGAGUGUUCCUGGCAGUAAAGUUUCUUGGAACAAGUUUGUUUGGGAUAGACUAAUUACUCCUAAACAUAGAUUCAUCAUGUGGUUAGUCAUGUGGGAGAGAUUGAAUACAAAGGAUCGUAUCAUCAAAUACAACUCAUCUCUAGAUUCGAUAUGCCUACUUUGUGGGGAAGCAGAUGAAUGCAUUGAGCAUCUUUUUUUCCAGUGCCUGUAUAGCAGAAAGUGUCUCAGUGCCAUUAAAAAUUGGCUCAACUGGCAUACACAAUCCAUUAAUCUGGUGCGCUUGCUGAAAUGGAUUUCCCAUGCUAAGGCAUCAAGUAUAUACAAGAGCAUGCUGAUGACUAUACUUGCCGCUACUGUGUAUCAUAUUUGGAGGGCAAGGAAUGAUGUCCUUUGA
Humulus lupulus (European hop) is the source of this 1119-nucleotide messenger RNA. RefSeq lists its product as uncharacterized. Lineage: Eukaryota; Viridiplantae; Streptophyta; Magnoliopsida; Rosales; Cannabaceae. The transcript has a single exon. The coding region runs from base 1 to 1119 and encodes 372 amino acids. The record is from RefSeq and is a predicted model, not a curated record.